Messenger RNA from Biomphalaria glabrata, 3811 nucleotides. RefSeq names its product FMRFamide receptor-like. Gene Ontology annotation, biological process: G protein-coupled receptor signaling pathway. NCBI's taxonomy places the organism in Eukaryota, Metazoa, Mollusca, Gastropoda, Planorbidae. The transcript is spliced from 3 exons. Gene Ontology annotation, cellular component: membrane. Gene Ontology annotation, molecular function: G protein-coupled receptor activity. Bases 1431 to 2645 code for a protein of 404 amino acids. The record is from RefSeq and is a predicted model, not a curated record.
AUGUGGCUUCGACAGGAGCGACAGUAUGACGUGCUAGUCACUGGUAAACGCCAGCUAGAGGGAAAAUAUUAGAAACUAUAGAUUCGUGUACUGUGUUUAGAAAUUCGGAAAUGUGUAGAGAUUUGAUUGUGUAGGGAUCUGAAAUUGUGUACAGACAUUGUGUAGAGUUCUUAAAUUAUGCACAGGCAUUGUGUAAAGAUCUGCAAUUGUGUACAGACAUUGUGCAGAGAUCUUAAAUUAUGAAUUAAUUAUGUUCAGGCAUUGUGUAGAGAUCUGCAAUUGUGUAGAGAUGUUAAAUUGUGUACAGACACUGUGUAGAGAUCUGAAAUUAUGUAGAGAUCUGAAGUUGUGUAGAUAUGAGAUAUUAUGUAAGAGAAAUCUAAAUUAUUGGAAACUUUACUGUACGCACUGACCUAUGAAAAGAAUCGUGAAUUAUUAUUAUUAUUAUUAUUAUUAAAUAUACUUGUUCUAUUCUUUAAUUAGCUAACUACCUCAUGGCAAUCUAUAUGCCAACUAGAAAGUCAAGAUAAGUUGGGAAGGAAUAAUUACAACACACUUUGAUCACAAUUACAAUCUAGACUAAGCAAUAAAAAUAUUUCUUCUUGUUAAGUAGUAUCAGCCAAAUCUAUAAAGAAGAAAAAACAAACAAGCUUAACCGGCAUGCAUGAAACGUACGAUUAAGAUACAAAGCGAACUGAGGAUGACCAGAUUUCAGAAGUGUAGCAACUAGACGAAGAUAUAUUAUUAAGAGAACUAAACAGAUGUUUAUGUUUAAUAGUUGGUUUAAACUCAAUAGCCAGAGCAACGAAAGUGUCCAUCGUUCAUAGUGAGAUUAACUUCAGACUGUAGCCAAAGACAUUGAGUUCUGAUCGUAGAUAAGAAAUAAGAGUUCAUUCCCUUUUAUGACGUCAAUGCAGCAGAAUGGAUGUCACGUCUGCUACCUAUCUUGAUCAGAUUGUAAUCUGAACUGAAUGGCAGGGACCCAGACAGUGUUCGUGGACUUCGGAGACCUCGAUAACAAUUUGUUUGGAAGAAAAACUUGAAACCAAUCAAAACCUAAGAUGUGUCUCUACCACUAAGUGUUAGUCUCGUGGACGUAUAGUUGUCUAGAUGAUCUCAAAACAAUGUAAAAUAUCAUCAAUUAUAAAAAACAAAACAAAAACUGAACUUUAAUAUAGACGAACAAAUUUGAUUGGACGAUAAAUACGUGAUUGGGGAGAUUUGCAGCUAAUCAUGAUGUUCCAGCUAAUUGAUUCCUUAAAGUUUAGGAAUCCUCUGCUGGGAAAGAUAAUUUACUUCAAUGCAAUACGCCAAGGCAAGUUAACGGAAUGAUUGCGGCCAUCUUAGAUGUAACAAGCCCUGAAAAACAAUCCCCGUUGCCUGGCAACUCACUGCUACGGUAGCCUCAGACAAGCGGACGUUGAGAUACUAUGUAUCUGGGGAGUUCCGGCGGCAUCAACGACACGGGGGGUGACCAAAACUGCUCGCUGCCUGAUUCGCGCGAGGAGGAUGUGAUGUGCUGCUGGGGGACCAUCGUGGCUUACUACGUGCAGCCAGUCGUCUGCGUCUUUGGCAUUGUGGGUAAUCUCCUCAACUUGACCAUACUAACCAGGCGUAAACUGCAAAAAUCCUUCAGAACGCUGGAACACUCUGCAAACCUCUGUUUGAUCUCAUUGGCUGUGUCUGACCUUAUGUUCUGCAUCUUCGUUUUCCUUACGGCCUUUAUACCGGUGAACUUCCUGGAGAGAGACAGCUUCUUGUAUUACUACGCGAGAUAUUCCUACGCCGUCAUCAACGUCUUCAUUAUGGAGAGCACCAUGCUGACCGUGGCCAUGUCGCUGGAGAGGUACAUGGCCAUCUGUCACCCGCUCAGACAGGACCUCUACCUCACAACCCGACGUAUCAAGUACAUCAUCGUCUACACCUACGUCUUCUCCGUCCUCUUCAACCUCCCGGUCUGGUGGCGGUUCGAGCCUGUCACCGUCUGCGCCGCCAACGCCAGCAUCGUCAUUCCGGAAGACGGCAACCUCAGCUGCCCGUGCGUGGCGGCGGACUUUCGCCCGUUCAACUCAACACAUUCCUCGGGUUUUUCGCCAGCUUUUUCCUCUUCGCCGCCCUUGUCUGCGUCGAUAGGGGCACCGCAGCCUUCUCGGUAUCUCUACAGGCACCGGAGGGUGCCCCUCUACGGCAGCCAUGUUGCAGAAGUUUCGUACCGGAUAGCCUGGGCGGUAGUGGGCAACUACGUGCCGCUCCUGCUCCUUGUCUACUUCAACUUCUGCUUGUGCCGAAAGAUCUACCGCUCCUACACUCGCCGGAAGCACCUGGGGAGGAUGGACCAGCCCCGGAGCUCCUCCCACAUCUUGACGGUCACCCUGGUGGCGAUCGUGGUCCUCUUUUUCAUCUUGGUGGCGCCCACGGAGACCAUCAUCCAUGUGAUGGAGAUGUCCAACAGCGAAGAGUCGUCGUCAUCGGAGGCCAUCCUGAACCUCAUGCAGACGAUCAACUUUUCUGUCAACUUCAUCCUGUACUGCAUCAUCAGUCCCUACUUCCGGAAAACCUUGAAGUACAUGGUCCUCUGUGGGUGCUAUAACAUAUAUCAGGUUUCUCGGAACUGGAAAAAAGAAUUUGAAACAUCGCUUAUGUAAAUGCUCUGUUACCAAUUUAAAUACUCACAUAUUUCUUGUUGGAUUAUUAGGACAUGUGAUAUUUUACUCCCCACGUCAUGGAAUACUUCAAUUUUAUUAUCACGUGACUUUUUUUCAUAUUUUUAAGCAUUUCUACAUAUUUCUAUUUCGAUAUCCAAUUUGUAUUUUAUUAUUGUUAUAAUUAUUAUUUUGAUAUUGCUGGUUUUCGACGCUAUUUUUGAAUACUGCUAUAAAUAACAGACUAGUUCCAAAUCAAGAAACCGAUUUGGGCAAAAAAAUAUCUAGAAACUUUUAUUUUAUUUGGCUUGAAAUGCUUUUGGCAAAUCUGGACACUUUUGAUCUAAAUUUCCUUUGAUGUAUUCCUUCAACCUCGUUUUGAACACGAUAUCAAACCUAAAAAAUAGACACGUCUGCACUAAAGUGGAAUGGAUAAUCUCCCUUGGUUCAACGGAGUAAUGAGUUUCAAUGAACUCACAGUGUGUGCAUGAUAUGACUAUUGGUAGCACACGGGUUGUGCUGAAGGAUGAGUGUGUGUGUGUCUGUGUGUGUGUGUGUAAGAAAGUAAAUGAACGUUUUCUUUUUCGGUAUGUCACGGAAUUAACAGAACUUUGAUUGGGUAGCUCUAAUGCUCUUUUAUUUUGAUUUGAAAUAAGCUUGCAGUUCCACGAUAGCAUGAAUAUAAGGCAGUGUUUCCCAAACUGUGUUCCGUGGAACCCUAAAGUGUUCCGCGAGGCCUGAAUAGGUGUUCCACGAACUAUUGAAAUAAUUAACGAGUAGGCCACCACGUGACUUAAUCACUCUGAAAAGAAAAAAAAAAGCAGCAAAGUGUUCCGCUAAGUACUCAGAAUGUGCGAAGUGUUCCAUUAAGGAAAAAUGUUUGGGAACCACUGCUCUAACACUGGCAGUAACGACCAGGUAAAGGUACCCCUUUCAGACUUUUUCAAUUAGUAAAACAUUAAACAUUUAACUCUUUCUCUCCGUAAUUAUUUACCACAUUCUGGUGGAAUCAACGCUGGCAUCGUCAGUUAGGAGAGAAAGAGUUAAAUCUUGGUCCGCAAAGCUCAUUUGUUUAUAUGGCCAACGGUAAACGAGGGGUGGUCAGUUCUUCAACUUACUUUUUUGUUCCGUUGAAUGACAACUAUCGGCCUUAUUGAUCGUUAAUUUUU